This is a messenger RNA of Thunnus maccoyii (southern bluefin tuna), 4758 nucleotides long. It is a transcript of the gene arhgap24, whose product is annotated as Rho GTPase activating protein 24. Gene Ontology annotation, molecular function: GTPase activator activity. Gene Ontology annotation, cellular component: focal adhesion. The coding region runs from base 476 to 2884 and encodes 802 amino acids. NCBI's taxonomy places the organism in Eukaryota, Metazoa, Chordata, Actinopteri, Scombriformes, Scombridae. Gene Ontology annotation, biological process: negative regulation of ruffle assembly; activation of GTPase activity; negative regulation of Rac protein signal transduction. The transcript is spliced from 10 exons. The record is from RefSeq and is a predicted model, not a curated record.
CACGAGCCGGGAUGACUAGAGGAGUUAGGGCUGCAGUGUUGGGAGCAAGUGUGUGUGUUUGCAUGUGAGAGAGUGCAUGUGGGUGUGCAUGUGUCUGGGCGGACUCCCGCUGUAAUGGUGCCCCAUGUGUGACUGUGCUGACCGUGACAGCCAUCCUGUCCACAGCAGUGACUUUCUCAGCAUGCAGAUGGUGUGAGCAGUCACAGGAAAAGUUUAUAACAGCUCGUUUGAGCCUCAGCUAACUCAGUCCACUCUGUACACACUGAGUCAGUCCAGGAGAGGAGCAGCAGCAGCAGCAGCAGCAGCAGCAGCAGAAGAAGAGCUGGAGUACAACUUCAGCUCCUCUCAGUCCAGGAUCUCUGUUGUUAUUGAUUGAUUACCUGUCAUUGGAUUGGAUACAAUACUUGUGUAUCACCACACGUCAGAGCUGAGGGAUUCAACUAGACUGUUUAUUUGAAGGAUCAGAGUAGCUGUAAUGGACGACCAGUGUGUUUCCCACAGCAGUCCCCAGCGCAGCGGAGGUCAGGCCAGCACAGAGGUCCAGAAGCAGGGGAGGCCGAGUGUCAUCAGGUGUGGGUGGCUCAGGAAGCAAGGAGGUUUUGUCAAGACUUGGCACAGUCGCUGGUUUGUACUGAGGGGGGACCAGCUCUACUAUUACAAAGACGAGGAGGAGACCAAAGCCCUGGGAACCAUUUUCUUACCUGGAAACAAAGUUACAGAGCAUCCAACCAACGGCGAUGAAGGAGGGAAAUUUCUUUUUGAGGUCAUUCCAGGGGGAGACAGAGAGCGGAUGACAGCCAACCAUGAGACGUACCUUCUUAUGGCCAGCACCCAGAAUGACAUGGAGGAUUGGGUGAAGACGAUCCGCAGGGUCAUAUGGGCACCUUUUGGUGGAGGGAUCUUUGGUCAGAAGCUGGAGGAGACUGUGCGAUAUGAGCGCCGCUUUGGGAACAAGCUCGCCCCUAUGCUGGUGGAGCAGUGUGUGGAUUUCAUUCGGCAAUGGGGCCUUCGGGAGGAGGGUCUAUUCAGGCUGCCAGGUCAGGCCAACCUGGUCAAAGAGCUGCAGGAUGCCUUCGACUGUGGAGAAAAACCCUCUUUUGACUGUAACACAGAUGUGCACACGGUAGCUUCUCUACUGAAGCUGUAUCUCAGAGAGCUGCCGGAGCCCGUCAUCCCCUUCCACAAGUAUGAGGAGUUCCUGGGCUGUGCCAAGCUCCUUGGAAAGGAUGAUGAAAUGGGUAUGAAGGAGUUGAGAAAGCUGGUAGAAAGUCUACCUCCAGUGAACUACAACCUUCUCAAAUACAUCUGCAGAUUUCUUGAUGAGGUCCAGUCGUAUUCUGGAGUAAAUAAAAUGAGCGUCCAGAACUUGGCCACAGUAUUUGGGCCAAAUAUCUUGAGGCCAAAGGUAGAGGAUCCUGUUGCUAUUAUGGAAGGUACUGUUCUGGUCCAGCAGCUCAUGGCUGUUUUGAUUGGCCGACACGACGUGCUAUUCCCUCAAGAUGAGGACAGCCCCAUGGCCCUGGAGCUUGUCAACAACAACAACAUCGAAUUACCACGACGACAAGCCACCACAACUACCUCCGCCAUCACUACAGUGUCUCAGAACGCCGAGAACAACAACAUGCAAGUGGUGCGGCAGUGUGUUUGGGAAGCGCCCGAGUCUCCUUCGCACCGCCAGCAUGUAGACAACAGUGGCUCCCCGAGGUCAGCAAGCCCCCGUAAUGGUGUCAUAGGACGCUUUGACAUCACCCGCAGUCCACCGCUGACUGUUAAAAAGAACCCGGCAUUCAAUAAAGGAAGUGGGAUUGUUACAAAUGGCUCCUUCAGCUCCUCACCCUCCUCAGACCCGAACCAAGAAAAGAGUCCGACUUUGACUGUAGGCGGGAGUUUACCAGUGCGUCGCAGUGGGACGCUGAAAGGCUCAGGAACAAAAAUGGGCACCAGUGGUGUGACGAGUGGAAGCAGCGCUGGAGGGAACGGCAAUGGAGUCAUGCGCAUGGGCAUUUCUGGCACCGAUGUGGUCACAGGAAGUCUGAACGGCCGCAACAGUCUUUGGGUACCAAAUGGCUGCGUCACAUUACGGGAGAACAACAAAACACGUGACUGCUCCAAUGGGGAUCAAACAUCCAAUCAGAACCGUCUGUCCACAUAUGACAAUGUUCAUUUAAACCAUCAGAACCUGCAGCAGCAGAACCAGAUUACCACCACGUGUCUGAACAGCAGCUGCGAGGACAAGCAGAGCGUUGACAGUGCCACCUGGUCCACCUCCUCCUGCGAAAUCUCCCUUCCUGAUAACUCCACUUCCUGUCGCUCCUCUACCACCACUUGCCCUGAGCAGGAUUUUUAUGGAGGUCACUAUGAUGACCUGGAUGGACCAGCCCAAGAUAAUGAGCCCCCCCUGUCUGGUGGAAGAGGAGAGGGGGAGGGCAGGAACAGCAACAGAGAAGCAAGUGGAGAUGGAGCAGGGAGGAGCAGUCGGGGUACAAGCAGUAGUGACAAUAGUGAUGGAUUCACUGUUGGCAACGGACCUGGCAACCACAGCGCUCUGCACAGCUUAGUGGCCAGUCUUAAACAGGAGAUGCACAAGCAAAAGACUGAGUAUGAGGCCAGGAUAAAGAGUUUGGAGCAGCGUAACCUGGAGCUGGAAACAGAGAUGGUGACCCUCCACGAGGAGCUGGACCAGGAGAGAAAGAAGUACACCAUGGCGGAGAUCAAACUGCGCAACGCUGAGCGCGCCAAGGACGACGCUGAGCGGCGAAACCAGAUGCUGCAGAAAGAGAUGGAACAGUUUUUCUCCACGUUUAGUGACCUCACCGCAACUGGCAACGCGACAGCCACCGAACCCCGCCGACCAGAUUGUAACAACACCAUCUGGAUACAGUGAAGGAGGGCGGGAAAUGUGGGUUGUUAGUUUUUACAAAAUGCCAGUAAAGACUGGAAAUGUACAUUAUGGUGGCUCCAAACAGGAUUUGGCUGCUGGUUUUAGUAGAUGGCGUGUUGGGAAGUUACAUUGCAAUGGUUAAUUUAAAAAUGGGAGGCGUAGGGCUAAUGCAAGCCACCUGUAUAAAUGAAGACAUCACCUGGAGUGAUGUCAUUAUCUGUAAAUACAGUAUUAUUUAAACCGCUCACAGACACACUCCAGCCCACUCAGAAACUGUGGUGGUACUCACUCAUCUGACUAGGAAGUGGAGAAAAGGGACAGUACAACAGUCUAUGAUGAUAUACAGUACUACUAUAUGAUUUUAUUUUAGCUCCUAGAGCCAGAUAGGAAGGAAGGCAAAACAUGUAAAAAGGUUGCAAAAAAAACAACAACAACAACAACCUUUGGACUUGAAAAAAGUUUAAGAUCAUGCAAAAAUCUAUCUUUAUUCACUUUUACAAUCUAACCAAAAACAUCUUAUUGGUCCAUGUAGUUCUGUAUCUACUCAUGUACAUAAAUGGAAACAAUGCAGAAAAAAAACAGUGUCAUAUGUAUGUAAAGAAAAAUGAAAGUAAUGCUUAAAUGUUUAUCUGAUAUUUAAACAAAAAGUUAUCAAUGUGUGAUAUUUUAUAUUUUUCCUUGCACUUACAUGUCUGUUUAGUCUCAGCAAGGUGGUACUGAAUGUGUCUUGUCAGUCAAUGUGUGUACCAUUUAAAUUGGAGAGUAUACUGUAUAUGUGCCUGUGCUUCUGUGCUGUUAACAUUUACCCCAUGACCAAAAAAAAAAAAAGAGUACUGUAAAUAUUUUAUAGAUAAGCGUAGACACUACUUGUUUAGUCUGCACUGAGGUUUGAAGCAUAUUCAGAUGGAUAUGGCACGUACGGUAUUACAACGAUACCGAUUGAGGAAUGUUUUGUAGCUUGUAAAAAUACAUUUAAGACCUGCACGAUGGGUUAUUGGCAUAAAUACCAGAUAAGAAAAAAAUGAAUGUCGUGAAUUCAGAAUUUCAGGUGACAAAUUGUACUCUCGUCAAUGAGAGAUAUGUAGCUUUUGUCAUUCUAUAAAUGCUCUAGGGAGGUAAUUUUAACAACCUUGUGAGAUGCCAGUUUUAAAAAAUAUUUUCUAGUAGUCUGUAGACCUCUGACAAGUUAUCCACCUAGUCAUCCUAACCUAGCACAGAAAAACAAGCUGCAAGGUACAAAGUACCAACACAGAAUUGUGUUUGUGGGUCAUUACUGUGAAAAAAGGGGGAUAGCAUCAAGUGUGUAGCAAGUGGUGUGUGCAUGAUGGUGCAUGAGUCCAUAUGGGUCGAUGUACAUUAAAUGAAUGUCUAUAAAGUGACUGCAUAUUGGUGCAGUCUGCAGAGUGAGUGUACUCUAUGUAGCUUUAAACCAAACGUCUACACACUAUGUGGAUUUUCCAAUGGGUACAAAACCGGACACACCUGAGUACAGACCUGGACUGUCAAAAGAAGUUUGCGUGCACAGGCCUGAUGCUGGCUACUUUCCCUCUGAAGGCCAGGUCCCGUUUAAACCUGCUGCUGGUCAUUGCAGGACAUCUGGAAUGUGCACAUGGAGAAGGAAAAAAAAGUGCCUGAACAAUUGAAGGAGGGAGGGGAGGUUGCACUUCUCAUUUUGCACCCUUCACCGGGAAAUAAUAGGCUUAAGCAAAACUGACAGUGUCACCUCGUUCUGUGAAUUCCACACAAAAGAGCAGAUUACAGACAGAGGGCAAGAGGGAGAGGAAGACUGGGACAGUGGAAUAUUUUCACGACAUGAUACUUGAUAUACAAAGAACUUUAAAAAAUGACAAUAUGAAUAAAAACGCAUUUUCAUGUGA